This is a messenger RNA of Ipomoea triloba (trilobed morning glory), 1375 nucleotides long. RefSeq names its product homeobox-leucine zipper protein ATHB-13-like. Lineage: Eukaryota; Viridiplantae; Streptophyta; Magnoliopsida; Solanales; Convolvulaceae. The record is from RefSeq and is a predicted model, not a curated record. Gene Ontology annotation, biological process: positive regulation of DNA-templated transcription. Gene Ontology annotation, molecular function: DNA-binding transcription factor activity, RNA polymerase II-specific; sequence-specific DNA binding. Gene Ontology annotation, cellular component: nucleus. The coding region runs from base 244 to 1134 and encodes 296 amino acids. The transcript is spliced from 3 exons.
CCCAAAACUUGAAUCCAUCCAUCCAUACUCUCUCCUCCGCUCCCAAUCUAACACCAUUAUUUUUUUUUCCUUUUUAUUUUUCUCUUUUCUUUUGUUUGAUGUUAACUGAAAGAAAUAUUCUUGAAAACAACUUUUCUUCUCUAUUUGCUUGCACAACUAAGAGAUCAAAGUUGUUCCUGUAUAUAAGCCUAGCUUGGAUUGUUUGAUCACUCUUCCAAGCAUGAAUCAAAGCCAAAGAUUAUCAUGAGUACUUGCAUUGAAAUGGCUUUCUUCCCCACCAAUUUCAUGCUCCAAACUCCCCAUGAGGAUGACCAUCAACCCUCCACUUCUCUCAACCCCCUCCUCCCCUCUUGCACUCCUCAAGAUUUCCAUGGAGUGGCAUCAUUUCUAGGGAAGAGAUCUAUGUCAUUUUCCGGGGUGGAGACACCAAAUUGUGAAGAAGCACAUGGCGGAGAGGAUGAUCUGUCAGAUGAUGGGUCCCAGGCAGGGGAGAAGAAGAGGAGAUUGAACAUGGAGCAAGUGAAGACUCUUGAGAAGAACUUUGAGCUGGGAAACAAGCUUGAGCCUGAGAGGAAAAUGCAGCUAGCCAGGGCCCUUGGGCUGCAGCCUAGGCAGAUUGCCAUUUGGUUUCAGAAUAGGAGGGCAAGGUGGAAAACUAAGCAAUUGGAGAAAGAUUAUGAAGUCCUUAAGAGACAGUUUGAUGCCAUCAAAUCUGAAAAUGAUGCCCUCCAAGCCCAAAACCAGAAGCUUCAUGCAGAGAUAAUGGCACUGAAGAACAGGGAUCACCAACCCACAGAGUCCAUAAACCUGAACAAAGAAACAGAAGGAUCAUGCAGCAACAGAAGUGAGAACAGCUCAGAGAUCAAGCUGGACAUCUCAAGACCCCCAGCCAUUGAUAGCCACCCCCCAAUCACUCCCAAUACCAGCAGAUCUCUCUUCCCACCCAACACUCUCAGUAGGCCAGCUGGGAUGGCCCACCUCUUCCAUCACAACCCUUCAUCCUCCUCAAGGCCCCCUUCAUCAUCAGAUCUCCACCCUCAAUCUGUCAAAGAAGAAACCCUAUCCAGCAUGUUCUGUGGCAUUGAUGACCAGUCAGGGUUUUGGCCAUGGUUGGAGACACAACACUUCAAUUAAGUCCCUAUGGUGAUCCAUCCAUCAUUAUUAUUAUUUUUACUUCUUUUAUUUCUUGGGUUUGUUGAGUGCAUUUUCAUAUAAGAUUUGGGGCUUAAUUAGUUUAUGAGAGUUCUUUCUUUGUAUGGUGUAUAAAUUAAAGUAGCAAACUUAAGAAGUAUUACUUUUCAUGAAUCCUUUUUUUUUUUUUUUAAUCAGAUCUUUAUGGGGAAAUAAUAAUUGAAAAGAUGUGUCUUUUGCAUUA